Molecule: messenger RNA, 858 nt
Organism: Zeugodacus cucurbitae (melon fly)
Lineage: Eukaryota; Metazoa; Arthropoda; Insecta; Diptera; Tephritidae
Product: probable oligoribonuclease
Exons: 1
Coding region: 64-735 (223 amino acids)
Cellular component (GO): mitochondrion
Molecular function (GO): 3'-5'-RNA exonuclease activity; nucleic acid binding
Source: RefSeq, a predicted model, not a curated record
UGACAUUUUUAUCAAAUAUCUUUCAUACAUGUUUCGUAACACAACAUUAAUUUAUUGUACAAAAUGCUAAAAUUCAUUUCACGUGGAGGUGUUCCUCAGUUAAGAUCGUUUGUUUUGAAAUCUCAAUGUGGAAAUCUCCACUCAGUUUCAAAAUUGACCGCCAAUAUGGAGACCGCGCCAAAAUUAUUAGCCGACAAAUCCGCAAUUGUAUGGAUGGAUCUCGAGAUGACUGGGUUAAACUCGAUUUCUGACAAAAUAAUCGAAGUUGCAUGUUUGAUUACCGACAAGGAUCUAAACAUUUUAACAGAGGGUUUAAGCUUUGCUGUAAAUCACCCAAAAGAAGUGUUCGAACAAAUGAACGAGUGGUGUAUCAAACAACAUAAUGAAUCGGGUUUGGUACAAAGGUGCUUGGAGUCCGAUAUCACACAUGAUCGUGCGGAGACAUUACUUUUGGAUUACCUUCAAAAACAUGUUCCAAAAGGUAAAUGCCCAUUAGCUGGUAAUUCUAUUUAUAUGGACCGACUUUUCCUGCGCCACCACAUGUCAUCCGUUGACGAUUACCUACAUUACCGUGUUAUCGAUAUCUCAAGUAUAAAGGAAUUGUGCCGUCGAUGGAGAUCUGACUUAAUGCAAUCAGCACCCGAAAAACGUUUAAUGCAUCGAAGCUUAGAAGACUUACAAGAUAGUAUUGAAGAAUUAAAAUAUUACCGAGAAAAUUUCUUUAAAACUAUGUAGUUAAAUUAUCUGAAUAUCUCUAAUGUUUGUAAGAUAGCUUUAUAAUAAUAUUUAAUCUGUAUUCCCGAUUGGAUAUAAUUAGAAAAAGUAUACUCAAAGAAUUAAAAUUUUAUUGGAAUUGUU